AGGGGAGAGCGGACCGCGUGGUGUUGGCGGCUUGUUUUUCGCUCGCCUGAGUUUGCUCCUGAAUUUGGGCCUAGCUAUCCGUCUUGUGGUUCCACGCGACGAAUUUUUUCCACGACUUCACGAGACAGCCUCCACGUGACACUCCGUGUCUGUCUUGUCCGCACUGCUGCUACUAUUGUGCUGGAGUCGCCACGGUCAAAUGUCUGGGUUUCUGGAGUUGGGGCCACAGAAUUA
Molecule: messenger RNA, 234 nt
Organism: Geodia barretti
Lineage: Eukaryota; Metazoa; Porifera; Demospongiae; Tetractinellida; Geodiidae
Source: the annotation of a GenBank genome assembly